GAUCUGGCAGGUUGCAACAUGCAUGUGUGGAGUAGGGUUAAUGUGUGUGUGUGUGUGUGUGUGUGUGUGAGCUAGAUUUAGCAUGCUGGCUGCAGUCCUGAGUAAAUGUGUAUCUUUGCGGUUGCUCUUUCAUCACGUUUAUGUUCAGGUUCAAAGGUCGUCCUAUUACACGUCGUAGACGAAGACGAAGAAGCUCUUGCUAAACAAUAAAUGAUGGAGAUGAUCAGGUUGCCAGCACUGCGCCGUGUAGCGGUUUGUGGUGGCACACAUGGGAACGAGAUGGCAGGGGUGUACCUGGUGCCUGAACUGGAGAGACAGCAGAAAGAGAAAGCUGAUGCCGUGGGGUCCAUCCCUCUCACCUUUGUGGUGUCUAACCUACGUGCUGUUAAAGAGUGCAGGAGAUACAUGGACAAGGACCUCAACCGCUGCUUCACCAGUGCCUUUCUCAGCUCUCCGAUCACCUUUGAUACUCCGUACGAGAUCCAGAGAGCUCAGCAGUUAAACUCUCUGUUGGGGCCCAAAGGUUCAGAAGAUGCUGUAGAUAUCAUCUGUGACCUCCAUAACACCACAGCUAACAUGGGCCUGAGCAUCAUCUCCUACUCCUGGAGCAACUGGAUCUCUUUUCAUAUCUUUAAACACGUGCAGGCCAGAGUCCGCACCGUGCCUGUGAGAUUGGUGCUGAUUAAUGUUCCUCCGGGUGAAGCGUACUCCCUGGAGUCAGUCUCUAAGUACGGCAUCUCUGUAGAAGUCGGGCCUCAGCCACAAGGUGUUUUAAGAGCAGACAUCUUCAACAUCAUGAAACAGGGUGUGGACGCCAUUCUGGACUGGGCUGAAACUUUCAACUCAGGGAAAGUACUUGAAGGAGGAGAGGUAGAGGCCUACAUGAUUCAGAAGAGUAUGGAUUACCCCAGAGACCCUAAGACUGGAAAACUCACAGCCGCCAUCCAUCCACAGCUACAGGAUCAAGACUUCUGCCUACUCAAGCGUGGAGAUCCCAUGUUCCUGACGUUCUCCGGAGAGACGCUGACCUACGAGGAAGAGGAACCGCUUCACCCCGUGUUUAUCAACGAGGCCGCGUACUACGAGAAGGGAAUCGCCUUCCAUCUGACGCGCAAGAAGACGCUGAGCAUCCCGAGUAUACAAGCAAAGACGGACUGAGAGACGCUCAUGAAGACAGGACCGGAGAUGACACGCACAAUACCAAAGAUAAUGAUUUCAAUCACUUUCUUAUAAAUCACAAACUCAGGUUUAAAAUCACCACCCUGUGAAUCUUAACCACAAAAUGUGGAACAAAGAAAAAGAAGCAACAAAAUGAUGCAAUAGAUUUCUUACUUGAUUUUUUUAAACAAGCUUUAAUUUUAAACUUUAAAUGGUAUUUUGGGAAAACAAUAUGUAUAUAUUACAAAUUCACCAGAGAUGUUUAUGGAUGUAAGAAUGUAUUUAAUCAUUCCUGUAUACAGACACGCAGCUGUUUAGUCCCAAUCCUGUGAAGUUACUCCUAUUAAACACUCUAUAGUCUACUCUUC
Molecule: messenger RNA, 1526 nt
Organism: Clarias gariepinus (North African catfish)
Lineage: Eukaryota; Metazoa; Chordata; Actinopteri; Siluriformes; Clariidae
Product: N-acyl-aromatic-L-amino acid amidohydrolase (carboxylate-forming) A-like
Exons: 7
Coding region: 211-1158 (315 amino acids)
Molecular function (GO): aminoacylase activity; hydrolase activity, acting on ester bonds
Source: RefSeq, a predicted model, not a curated record